This is a messenger RNA of Merops nubicus (carmine bee-eater), 313 nucleotides long. RefSeq names its product nuclear receptor subfamily 2 group F member 6-like. Gene Ontology annotation, biological process: cell differentiation; negative regulation of transcription by RNA polymerase II; anatomical structure development. Gene Ontology annotation, molecular function: nuclear receptor activity; RNA polymerase II cis-regulatory region sequence-specific DNA binding. Lineage: Eukaryota; Metazoa; Chordata; Aves; Coraciiformes; Meropidae. The record is from RefSeq and is a predicted model, not a curated record.
AUGGGCAUCGACAACAUCUGCGAGCUGGCCGCCCGCCUCCUCUUCAGCACGGUGGAGUGGGCUCGGAACAUCCCUUUCUUCCCCGAGCUGCCCGUUUCCGACCAGGUGGCCCUGCUGCGGCUCAGCUGGAGCGAGCUCUGUGCCCCUCUCCUGGCCGCCGCCGGCUUCCACGCCUCCCCCAUGUCCGCCGACCGCGUCGUCUCCUUCAUGGACCAGAUCCGCAUCUUCCAGGAUCAGGUGGAGAAGCUCAACCGGCUCCAGGUGGACUCGGCAGAGUACAGCUGCCUCAAAGCCAUCGCGCUCUUCACGCCCG